GCAGGCCGGCAGGCAGACGGACUCGCAGGCGGGUGGCGGCGGCCGUGCCUGCUGGUGAGGGCGGGAGAGAGUGAGUCACUGAGCGUGUGUGAGGGAGGGAAGGAGCGAGCGGGCGAGCGAGCUGCCCUCGCCGUCCGUCCGCAGCACCAGCCAGGCCCAGCCGCCUCCCCUCUGCCCCGCGCCCAGGCCGGGCCGAGCCGAGCUGGGUCGGGCCCGGGCCAUGCUGCUCACCGUGUACUGUGUGCGGAGGGACCUCUCCGAGGUGACCUUUUCCCUCCAGGUCGACGCCGACUUCGAGCUGCACAACUUCCGCGCGCUGUGCGAGCUCGAGUCCGGCAUCCCCGCAGCCGAGAGCCAGAUUGUCUAUGCUGAAAGACCUCUCACAGACAACCACAGAUCACUGGCUUCUUACGGCUUGAAAGAUGGGGAUGUUGUGAUUUUACGACAGAAGGAGAGUGCAGAUCCUCGACCUCCAGUGCAGUUCCCAAAUUUACCCCGGAUAGACUUCAGUAGUAUAGCUGUGCCUGGCACCUCAAACUCCCGGCAGCGCCAGCAAGCAGGAGCACAGAAGUCGCACUCAUCCCCUGGAGAAAUAGCCUCAUCUCCUCAGGGCUUGGACGAUCCAGCCUUGCUCCGAGACAUGUUGCUGAACAACCCGCAUGAGCUGUCCUUACUUAAGGAACGCAAUCCACCCCUGGCAGAAGCUCUGCUCAGUGGUGAUCUUGAGAAAUUUUCUAGGGUCCUUGUGGAGCAGCAGCAGGACCGAGCCCGGAGAGAGCAAGAAAGAAUUCGUCUCUUUUCUGCUGACCCCUUUGACCUUGAAGCUCAGGCAAAGAUAGAAGAAGAUAUAAGGCAACAGAACAUUGAAGAAAACAUGACAAUAGCUAUGGAAGAGGCUCCGGAAAGUUUUGGCCAAGUAGUGAUGCUUUAUAUUAACUGCAAAGUGAAUGGACAUCCCGUGAAAGCCUUUGUUGACUCAGGUGCCCAGAUGACUAUUAUGAGCCAGUCUUGUGCAGAAAGAUGUAAUAUAAUGAGACUGGUGGACCGUCGGUGGGCAGGGAUUGCUAAAGGAGUGGGCACCCAGAAGAUUAUUGGAAGGGUACAUCUAGCUCAGGUUCAAAUUGAAGGUGAUUUUUUGGCAUGUUCCUUCUCUAUUCUUGAGGAACAGCCUAUGGACAUGCUUCUGGGACUGGACAUGCUUAAACGGCAUCAGUGUUCCAUCGACCUCAAGAAAAAUGUGCUUGUGAUCGGCACCACAGGCUCACAGACCACCUUCCUUCCUGAGGGAGAGCUACCAGAGUGUGCCCGGUUGGCAUAUGGGGCUGGGCGAGAAGACAUGCGGCCAGAAGAGAUUGCAGACCAAGAAUUAGUAGAAGCCCUUAAAAAAUCAGCAGAGGAUGCAGAGAAAAGUGGUAAAGAAUCUACCUCACUGGGAAUGUCAUCAUUACCAACUUCAGAUGGAUUUAACCAUCCAGCCCAUUCUUUAAGACAGAGUCCUGAGAUUGGUAAUCCUAUGAGUCUUGCUCACUCUGUCUCUGCUUCAGUCUGCCCUAUCAAGCCCAGUGACCCAGAUAGCAUCAAACCUAAUGCUGUGAAGGCUUUGAAGGCUUCAGCUGAGUUCCAGAUAAAUUCUAAAGAGAAAGAACAUCUUCCUUUACAGGAUCUUUUUGAUCAUGCUUCUUCAGCAGACCAGAGUCCAGCUAUGCCUUUGCAGAAUUCAUUUGAAGAAGCAGUUGUUGCAGGUAAUCUGGAGAAAUCUGCUGAAAGAAGCACCCAGGGCCUCAAGUUUCUUCUUCACACAAGGCAGGAAGCUAGUUUAUCUGUCACAACUACUAAGGUGCAUGAACCAGAGGUGUUUCUAAGUGAAAAGGGUGGGCAUACCGAAAAUCAGAACCUGAGUCAAGUGAAUGGCCUUCAGCAGCACGAAGAACCAGGGAAUGAACAGCAUGAGGCUGUACAAAACAAUGUUCCAUGUGACCUAGAACAUCUUUGUGACAUAGGAGACCUUGAACUUUCUGGAGAAAGGCAACAGAACCAACCAAGUAUUGAUUUGGAAGUUACGAUGAAAGGAGAAGAUAGACUACAGCAGAAUGUGGAUCUUCCAAGUACAGAGAAAAGUAUUCUACCUUCAGGAUGCUUUGGCUGCUCGAAUUCAGAAACACUUAUGGAAAUAGAUAUAGUUGACCAGUCCCUCGUUGCUGUGCUUAAUUCAUCAGGCAAUCAGAAUGCCAAUGUCAGGAACAUUGGUGCAUCUAAUCUCACUUCAGAUAAUCCCUUGAUGGAAGUAGAAACAUCGAAAUGUAACAUUUCAUCUGAGAUUUUGAGUAAUUCCAUUUCCACUCAGGAUUUACAGCCCCCAGAAAGUAAUGUCGAAAUGUCUGAAACAAGUAAAGAACAUGGCAGUUACUCCCCACCUUUAAGUCUCAGUGGUAGCUGUCAGCCCUCUGUAGAGUCAACAGAAGAAUCUUGUUCAUCUAUAACAGCAGCCUUGAAAGAACUUCAUGAACUUUUGGUUAUUAGUAGGAAGCCAGCUUCAGAAAAUACAUCUGAAGAAGUUAUUUGUCAAUCAGAAACAGUAGCUGAGAGCCAAACAGGCAGUAAGGACCUUUCUGAAUGGUGGACCCCAGAUGAGCAUUUUACCCGGGAUAAGCAGUGUCCACAAGUCUCCUUUCCUCAAGCCACAUCUGUAUCAGUGAAGACAGAAAAAUCAACAGGGACUUUCCCUGGCACUGGAAUUGAAGAUGUAGAAAAUAUUAACUGCAGGGGUCCAGAUGAUGGCCUGUCAACUGAUAAGGAAGGUGUCCCCAAAUCUAGGGAAUCAGUAAGCGAGAGCAGUUCUGUCACUAAAACCUCAGCUAAAAUGUCUGAUCAAUUACGCCACACCUUAGGUGUAGAAAUUUCACCCAGAAUUUUAGCAGGUGAGAAGGAUGCACUGAGUCAGACUUCUGAGCAAACUAAGUCUUUGUCAUCCAGUUUCAUAUUGGUUAAAGACUUGGGUCAGUGCAUACAGAAUCCAAUAAUAGACAGGCCUGAAACCAGAGAAAAUGUCUAUCCUGAGGAUGCAAGGCCAUUUCUUGAAUUUGAAUCACCUGUCAGCCAUUCAUCAUCAAGUCCCUCCAUUCUUCCACGAUUAAUUUUUCCUGCUACAGAUAUUGACCGGAUUCUCCGUGCCGGCUUUACUUUGCAGGAAGCUCUUGGGGCUUUGCAUCGAGUUGGUGGAAAUGCAGACCUUGCACUUCUUGUUUUGCUGGCAAAGAACAUUGUAGUUCCUACGUAACUAUCGGAAAGUGGACUAGAUCAUACUCCAUUCCCUUAAAAAAAGCUCUCUCUAAAUACACACAUAUGCACACUCACCACAUAUACAAUAUAUGUAGAAACCUGCAAGCAGAAUGUUGAGCCAGAUUUUUUUUAAAGAUUUUUUUCGGCCAAAGUAAUCAUUUAUGAUCUCUUGUCUGGUGAAUUUGUCUAUUCUACUUGUUAAAAUUUGGGCCUUUUUUAAUGUAUUUGGCAGUAUGUGCGUACAAAAGCUUUUUAUUCUCAUUGAGACAAUGUAUUCUGGAAUAAAAUGGAAGGUUUUGUGUAUAGCAUUACCAUUUUAGAAUGAGAGUGAAUGCUUUUGAAAAGCAGAAGCCAUGAGAAAUCCCACCACCCAUGCGGCAAAACACAGAUCAACUUCACAUCAUGGCUGUGUGUCUGUGCAGUAGGCAAGGUUUGGCUUGUUGACUCAGUUGUCAGUUUAGAAACUAUUGACCACAUAGUUUGGUGUUUGGAAUUAUACCCAGUGCUCUGUGUAUUAUGAUUAAUUGAUUUAUAACAGGAAAUUGAAGAAUAAUUGAAUAACAUAAAGUAGUAUGUUUUUAUUUGUGUGCUUAGGAUUUGACAUUUUCAUAGGGUGAGUGGUGGGAGGAUUUAAAACUUGGACUACUUUGUUCAUCACAGGCUGCUGCAUGAAUCGCCAAAUAUCUUUUAUUAGUUGGGUUGAAUGUUGUGGGGAAUUAACAUUAGAGUGAAACAUGGUGCUACCCAGAUUAAAAAAGAAAAAAAAAUAACCAUAGUUCCAUUUGCAAAUGUCAAGAACUGUGAUUGAAAAGUAAUGGCCUGAACACUGGAAUUUACUAGAGAUUGGGUUUGUUAGCAUCUCAUUGAUAACACCUCAACUUUUAAUGACUUUAAUGAAUUUAAGUUCAGCUAAUGAGUUUUUUGCCAGCUUAUUUCCUUUCUAAACUCAUCCUGUACUAGGAAGUUCUUUAAAAGCUCAGUGUGAGCUGUGAGAUGAGUGAAAUACUGAAGUGUGAUAACCUUGUCCCUGGUUCAUCUUGGUUCUUGGACAGUCGGUCUGUUUGCUGACUGUCCUUCAUGGCAGUGGAAAUAGUAAUUACAGUUUCUGACUCAAGUGGCCUUGGUAGAGUUUUCCAUCUCUUUCUUUCCUCAGGAGUUUCUUUUUUAAGCAAAAUUCAUUAUAUUUGUGUUUACCAUGUCAAGUUAGAGUGGGGCAUAAUAUAUAGAUGUAUUUAUUGUGGCCUUUUUUUAUAUAAGGACUAGCCCUUGGAAAUCAUUGUCCUGUGGGCCCCACUGUGCAAUAAUCCUAUUGGAUAGGUUUUAGAUAAUUCUUUCCUGGAAAAUAAACUGCUCUCUUAGGUACCUAGAAGGAAUCUGAAAUCUUGGUUUUAUUGAAAAGAAUUCCUGAUUCCAAGUUAUAGUUUGCAACAUGUUUGAAACAGAAGUUUCGAGAGUGAUUUCUGAAAUUAGUGUUAAAUGAUUUUGUCUAAAGUCUGACUCUUUGAAACCUUGUUCUUUCCACCAAAAUUUAAAUCAUUGAGCACAAUCAAAAUGGAGGCUCAUAUCUCAGGAGUUUUUGAUAUUUUAGAGACAUUUCUCUUCUACCGUAUCCCAACUUGUUUCUUUCUCUUAACUAUGAUGUUUGUAUGUGUACUACAGGACGUUAGUGAUGUGAUGGCAAGUCACAUAGAUUCAUCAUGAUCCUUCCUGAAGUUAGGAAAUGGUUGACGGAGGAGUUGUAGUUUACCACUUUCCAGAGGGCGCUCAGAACAGGUUAGCCAGGUUGUCUUUAAGAUGUUCUUUUAGACAAUUACGUGUUGUAGACCCUUUUGCCUGCCCUACACCAAAGAUGUAAGAUGCACUAGGAAACUACUUACAGGAUUUCUGUCAACCAACUCGUAGAGCUGUGAUUGUAAUUAAGUAGUUGGUGCUAUGACUGAAGAAAAAUCUAGUAGCAAUGCAAUGUGGCCCUGUAUUUGCUUUAUGGGUGGUGGUUUGGGAAUGUAUUAUAAGUUUAUAAAUUUUGG
Molecule: messenger RNA, 5306 nt
Organism: Cynocephalus volans (Philippine flying lemur)
Lineage: Eukaryota; Metazoa; Chordata; Mammalia; Dermoptera; Cynocephalidae
Product: protein DDI1 homolog 2
Exons: 9
Coding region: 221-3277 (1018 amino acids)
Biological process (GO): proteolysis
Molecular function (GO): aspartic-type endopeptidase activity; protein binding
Source: RefSeq, a predicted model, not a curated record